Anopheles coustani is the source of this 2165-nucleotide messenger RNA. RefSeq names its product 2-phosphoxylose phosphatase 1. The transcript has 2 exons. Gene Ontology annotation, molecular function: phosphatase activity. The coding region runs from base 1 to 1791 and encodes 596 amino acids. Gene Ontology annotation, biological process: dephosphorylation. The record is from RefSeq and is a predicted model, not a curated record. NCBI's taxonomy places the organism in Eukaryota, Metazoa, Arthropoda, Insecta, Diptera, Culicidae.
AUGUUGCUAAAAGAGGUUGCAAGGUUUUCGUUGCAGCAUCGCACUUUGUACUGUUAUUUGAUAUUGAGCAUAUGGAUAUUUCUAUUGAUAGCAGGAAUGUAUAAGUACAUCGGCUCCAUAGAAAACAGCAACAACCUACUCACCGCCAAAGGUUACGGAUAUCGUAAAUCGAAUGCAUACCUGUCGGACGAUGUUGACCCCAUGGAAAGGAUACGAGCAAAGGAAAUCAACCAGACCGACUGUGCUCAUCCAUUUGUUAUCGUCGCCGGUGAAGAGGGCGGCUCACUGGAAGGGUGGUCUCUAGAGGGGGUGCUGUUAUUGAUACGCCAUGGCGACCGUGGUCCGAUGGCACAUGUGCGAGGCAUCGGUGAAGUAGAUUGCGGCUACGAAAACGAUCCGGCCCUAGCAAGAUACGUCAGCUUUCUGCAAAACAGUACAACGAGCAGUACGACCGGCGGACACUGGAUGAAAACGGGCCCCUUUCAUGGUUUCCCACUGCUACCGGCCGCCUCCAAGCUGUGCCUGCUGGCCCAGCUAACGCACAAGGGCAUCGCACAAAUGCUGCACGUUGGUGAUAUCAUUCGACAGACAUACGCGACCGCCUUGGGCCUAAAUACGCGGGUCCCGAUAAGCACAUUACGUACCACGCCGUUGAACGCCUCGGAGGGCGUCACAAACCCGACGCCGGGAAGUCAGUACACGAUCGACGAUGUUGUGAUCUACUCCACGCGAUACCGGCGCACGUUCCAGUCGGCCAUGGCGCUCCUUUUCGGUGUGCUGCCAGCGGAGAAGUGGCUUGCACUCCAAAUACAGGAGAGCCACAGUUUGUCCUACUGCUUCUCGGAUUGCGCCUGCCCGCAGGCGGAAAAGCUAAAGAAAAUGCUGGCGAACGAGAUGAACGGCCACCUGGCAAAACAUCCCGCCAUCGGUGCGAUAGCGCAGUGGAUCGGGGCUGCGCUGUUGCAAAAUCCGCUUGCCGCAGGCCAGCAGGUGAACCCGCUGGAAAUACGGGACGCGCUGCUGGCGCACAUUUGUCACGCUGCUCCUUUGCCGUGUCGCAAGAUACGCACGAACGUGCAUGUAGCCGAUGGACACCGGUACGGCACGAAGGUUGGGAGCUCCACGCAGGACCCGCUCGGCUUUGAUGUCAUCAACAUCGACCAGGAUGAGAGUGCGCUCGGCGGAGUGGCUGGACCUCCGGUCAACACGGAGCAACCGGACGAUCUUGAUGCCACCGAACAGGAGCCGGAAAUCGAGGGCUGCGUCGAGAAGAGUCACGUUCUCGCCCUCAUGUCGUACAUCCACUGGGCGGGUAUGAAGGAACUCUACAGCUCCACGAUGCGCCAGCAGGGAUUACUUCGAUCGUACGGACUGCUGCGCAACAUCGUCGCGAACAUGCUGAAAAUGAUUUCCGGCGAUCGCGUGAAGUUUGUGCUCUACUCGGGCCACGAUAAAACGUUCGAGUAUCUAAUAGCUUCGCUGGGCGUGCAGCUUGAUAACCCGUUCAUUCCGUACGCGUCCCGGAUGGCUUUCGAGGUGUACAAAAGCGACAAGGAUACGCAGUACUACUUCCGCCUAGUCUAUAACGGACGUGACGUCACGAACACAAUCGACGUUUGUGAAAGCGGCAAGAGCCUGAACGUUCCACGUGGUAUUCGGGGUGGUCGCGGCCAUCUUUGUCCGAUCGAAAACAUCAUACGGUUCAUCCACGAUGACUACUUUUUUUCGCUAAACGCUUCCAACUACAAGGAUGCCUGCUUGGCGCAAACGAAACAAGAUGGCUAUUUCUAGACAUGACUUCCCUGAACAAAGUAAUAUUUUGCCGCCAAUUAUGUUUACAAGAAGAUAACUGUUAACCUGUGAUAUAAAACCAGAAAAAGCAAAAACACCGAUAAAGGAAUAUGCUUGGUUUAAUUUGUUUGCAGUAGCAAAGCGCUUGCUCAAGUAGAAUCACACAUGUGUUUAUUUAGGAUUUAAUCUGUUUCGGUAAUUUUAUAAGCUAAUCUUGGUGGAGAUAAGUUAGAGUUUUAUUUAUCGAAGAUGCACGAAAAGGAGAACUGAAUUUAGUAAAAAUCGACACAUAUCAAUGAAGCCAGGGCCAAACUGUCCCUUUACUGUUGUAUUGUAUUGUAGCUAUGAUGAAUGUUUCACGAAAUAUUGUGACU